AUGAAGUACUCGACAUUUCUCGCCGCACACUUGGUGUCGUCUGCGGCUGCGCUGAAGCUUGCGCCACGACAGAACCCUAGAGCAGUAGGCCUUGAUAUCCAGCGCCGAAAUGUUGUCGACCCAGUCGCCCACGAUCGGCUGCGCCGGCGGCAAAAGACUGUCCAGGAGACGCUUGACAACCUAGAAACCCUUUACUUCGCAAAUGCAACAUUAGGCACACCGGAACAAAUCUUCCGCUUGCACAUCGACACGGGUAGCAGCGACCUGUGGGUCAACACGGUCAACUCGAAACUGUGCACCGAGCGCGGUAACCAGUGCGGCGAGUCUGGGACGUACAGCGCCAACGCAUCGUCAACAUACCAGUUUGUCAACAAUGCGUUCAACAUCUCUUAUGUCGACGGCUCUGGCGCAUCCGGCGACUACGCAACAGACACGUUCCGCUUCGGUGGCCAGACCAUCACAGACAUGCAGUUUGGCAUUGGAUACACGUCGAGUUCGCCCGAGGGCAUUCUGGGCAUUGGCUACACAAUCAACGAAGUGCAGGUCAACCGCUUUGGACUGGAGGCCUACCCCAAUUUGCCACAGAAGCUGAAGGACGACGGCACAAUCGCGAGCGUUGCCUACUCGCUGUGGCUGAACGACCUCGAUGCCUCGACCGGCAGCAUCCUCUUCGGCGGUGUCGACACGGACAAGUUCUCCGGCCAGCUUAGCACGUUGCCCAUCCUGCAGGAAUCGGGCGUGUAUGCCGAGUUCAUCAUCGCCCUGACCGACCUGGGCAUUGGCAACAACAAAACGGCGCUCUUCUCCCAUUCCAAUGUUCCUGUCCUCCUCGACUCCGGCUCGUCGCUCAUGUACUUGCCUGACAAUGUUGUGACGGCUCUUUACACGCAGUUCAACGCACGCUACGACUCCAACCAAGGCGCUGCUUUUGUCGACUGCGGCCUUGCCAACCAGGACGGCUCUCUCGAAUUUGGAUUCAGCGGCGUCACCAUCUCGGUCCCUUACAACGAGCUCGUCAUUACGGCUGCCGUCAGCCGUGGACAAGCCGUCUGCAUCCUGGGCAUUGCACCGGCGGGUAACAGCGUUGCGGUGCUUGGAGACACGUUCCUGCGAUCUGCGUACGUCGUGUACGAUCUUAGCAACAACGAGAUCUCGCUCGCCCAGACCAACUUCAACGCGACCAGCUCGAACGUCGAGGAGAUCCAGGCUGGCUCCGACGGAGUACCAGGCGUCAGCCUGGUUCCGAACGCAGUCUCGACGGCAGUCGUUGGUACGGGCGGACCGCGUGUCAACGGCCCAACGAUCACAAACAUUGUGACGUCGACUGCUGGCGCAAUGCCCAUGAUGACUGCAAGUCCGUGGGCAGCAGGUGCUGGUCUUGCCGGCGCAGGUCUGCUGAUGGGGUUCAAUGCCUUGUGA
Messenger RNA from Ascochyta rabiei, 1419 nucleotides. RefSeq lists its product as uncharacterized. Gene Ontology annotation, molecular function: aspartic-type endopeptidase activity. The record is from RefSeq and is a predicted model, not a curated record. NCBI's taxonomy places the organism in Eukaryota, Fungi, Ascomycota, Dothideomycetes, Pleosporales, Didymellaceae. Gene Ontology annotation, biological process: proteolysis. Bases 1 to 1419 code for a protein of 472 amino acids. The transcript has 2 exons.